Molecule: messenger RNA, 1479 nt
Organism: Phymastichus coffea
Lineage: Eukaryota; Metazoa; Arthropoda; Insecta; Hymenoptera; Eulophidae
Product: homeobox protein abdominal-A-like
Exons: 4
Coding region: 1-1479 (492 amino acids)
Biological process (GO): negative regulation of transcription by RNA polymerase II; anterior/posterior pattern specification
Cellular component (GO): nucleus
Molecular function (GO): DNA-binding transcription factor activity, RNA polymerase II-specific; RNA polymerase II cis-regulatory region sequence-specific DNA binding
Source: RefSeq, a predicted model, not a curated record
AUGACGUCUUCAUCCUACUCUAAUGUCGACUGGCAGAAUAGACCUAGUUGUUCCUAUGUACCGGAUACGUUGUAUCAGUCAUGUUGCACGCAGUGGUUGGCAGACAUUAAUUCGGUGACAUCAUUGGCAUCUCAGGCUUCAAAUUACGUCGCUACAUGCAACAACCAACAUCAACCGAGCUCUACGUCUACGACUUCCAGUCCGAUUCUGGAAACUUUGCUUUUACACGGGAAAGAUGCCGUGGCCGAGCAUUAUAUGCCAAAUCCAACAUUGAUUGUUAGGUCUCCCGCUUGUUCGCCACGUUCAACGCCGCCGUGUACCCCAUCACCGGUAUGUACAUCCGAUCGUACAUCGCCAAUGACUGCAACUAUAGAUGAGGUUGCUAGGGCGUAUUUCAACCACGCGGCAAAAAAUUACGUCGAAAAUUACGCGCAGGCGCAGCAGAGCGUUGCUCUCGGAAGUGCUGUUCCUACGUAUGUGCCCACCUCACCCCUCAGUGCUGCUACCCCCCAUGAGGCUAUGGGUGUAAUGGCUACUGCUUAUUACGACGGCUUACGCGGAAAUAAUACGGAGAACGAUGCACAGAAUGGCAGUGUGUACGACCACGAUGAGACGACUACCAAUUCGCUGAAUGUUCAUGGGAUUUGUGCAACCAUAAAUACAUUAGCUGCAAGAGCAAACCUUAUGCAACAAGCAAACCAGCGUCAGCAGACGCUCGAACCACAGUCACAGACUGACACAAUUUCUUAUGUUAACGGUGCAUCUGUUAAUAAUAAUCAGACGCACAAUGUUGGUGCUAUCACAAAUACAUCAGUAGCAAGAUCAAACUGUACGCAAAUGCUCGAACCACAGCCACAGGAUGCUGCAGUUUCUUAUUAUAACGGCGCAUCUGCCAAUAAUAAUCAGACGAAUACUAUCAGAGCCAAAGGAAACUCAGCUGCAGUACCAAAGCGCACGAGACAGACCUACACGCGUCAGCAGACGCUCGAGUUAGAAAUGGAGUUUGGCGUAAAUAGCUACUUGACGCGCUCGCGGCGCAACGAAAUCGCUACACUAUUAGGUUUGUUGGAUCGCCAGGUAAAGAUCUGGUUUCAAAAUCGACGCAUGAAAGCCAAAAAGGAGGGCAGACGGUUCCACCCGGCGAGGCGAACCGCGACCAUACCGACCGAGUCAACGCGGGUUACAAACGAGCACGCAACCGAACUUACACCACAAAUGAGUGCCCAGAGUAAUCUUGUACCAAGUAAUCAACCGGAACAGAUUGCCAAUCAGUUUCAAGGCUCGAUGCUUAACAAUGGCUUGAGUCAUUAUCAGUCUGUCACACCAACCUUGAGGAUGCCUUAUACCACUCAUCCUGACACUCAAACACAGCAUCCUUCCUAUCAGCAGCAGUAUCAGCUGUCAAGUGUCUACACGAAUCCUAGUAACAGUUUUCAACAGAAUUACUCGCAGUACCAUCAGGUAACUUCGAACUUGUAG